AAAGAGGCCGCGGCGGCUGCGGGCCAAGCGCUCCAGCCCCGGAGCGGUCGCAAGGGCUCUGGCCUGCGGAGGCUAGCGACGCGCACGUGAGGAUGCUUUCUGCGUGCUUUUGAUGGCAGAUUUUUAAAGUCUGGGCUGAAAAGAACAAAACCUGGGGAGGAUUCAGGAAGACACUCCCGGAAGCCGUGGUAUCCAUAGAGACGCUGUCGGAAGUUAGAGUUGCUAGGAGGGCUAGGCGCGUCCGGUAAACUGCGUAAUGGCGGAGGUCCCAGAGGGUUACGAUUCCGGACCGGAUGAAGAUGAGAGCUCGAGUUCUGACAAAACUGAACUGCCUGAACUUCUUGAAAUAGCUGAAGAUGCCGAACCAGACACCAUUGCAGAGGCAGACCCGGAGCUACUCGUAGGGACUAACCAAGAGCCACAGCCAGAGACCACCUCCGAGACUGAGGAAGAGAACUUCGAACAGGAGCCGCCAGAUAACGCUGUACAGCUUAAACCAGCCAGGACGCCCGAGGAAGAAAUUUUCAAGGAGUCAGAUGUAGACCUAUUUAGUGAGACUGAGCCAGGGAUUCCCCAGGAGACACCUGGAGAGAUGGGAGGAGAGCUCUUCAGAGAUUUGGAAGUCCCUAUGGAUGAAAAGCUUGAGGAACCAGACCUAGAGUCACAGGAGGAAACCAUAGCAGAUAUUACAGAGGACAUACUCAUAGAGUCAGUUAAGGAAACAGAUCUGGAGCUACCAAAGGAAACCAAGCCCGAGAUUCUAGGGGCCACAUUCAGUGAAACAAGAUUAGAGUUAAUAGAGGAGCCCAAGCCAGAGGUUUCAGAGGAAUCACUUAGAGAGCAACAUGAAGAGAUAGCUCUGGAGCCUCCAGAGCAGACAGAACCAGAAUUUCCAAAUGAUAUUCCAAGAAAAUCAGUUGAAGAAACAGAUUUACAGCCACCAAAGAUGACUAAGCCAGAGAUUCCAGAGGAAACACGAAGAAAAUCAACUGAGGAGCAAGGGGCAGAGCCACCUGAGCAGACUGCACCAGAGUUUCCCGAGAAGAAACCAAGAAAAUCUACUGAGGAGGCAGGUCUAGAGCCUCCAGAAGAGAUUAAACCAGAGGUUCCAGAGGAGACCCGAAGAAAGUCAACUGAGGAGCAAAGGACACAGCCACCUGAGCAGACUACACCAGAGUUUCCAGAGCAGAAACCAAGAAAGUCUACUGAAGAUACACGAAGAAACUCAACUAAGGAGAGAGUCCCAGAACCACUAGAGGAGAUCAAAUCAGAUUUUCCUGAGAAAAAGUUAACAAAAUCAGUUGAGGGAGCAGAUCUAGGGCCACUAGAAAAGACAGAAUCAGAAGUUCCAGAGGAGACAAGAGGAAAGUUAAAUGAGGAAAAAAUUCUAUCACCACCAGAGGAGACCGAUCUACUGCUACCACAGGAGAUCAAACAAGAGGUUCCAGAGGAGACACAAAGAAAGUCUACUGAAGAGAAAGGUCUGGAGUUACCAGAUGAAGCCAAACCACUAUUUAGAAGAGGGACACAUGUAGACUCUUCCAAGGACGAUGGAUCAGAACCAAUCAAGUUUCAGUAUUCUGAAGAAGCCAGUGAGCUGGAGCACCCCAAGUAUCAAACAAGAAAGUUAUCAAAAAAAGAAACUAAAGACUCUCUGUUAGAAUUUUACAGAGAAAGUGAAGCAGAAUUAACAGAAACAGAUGAGGAGUUUUCUAAAGAAACACUUAAGCUAAGUGAUACCAUUAAAGAAGACGAAAGUGCACAUUCCUUAGAGUCUCAAAGGGACUUAGAAAAGUCCUUUAGUGAAAGUAAAGUAGUAGAUUUAUCAGAAGAAGUGAAGGAACUGGUACCUGAAGAUAAAGAAACCCAGCCAGAGAAAAAGAUUAAGCUACGAUUUGAGUAUCUUAAAUGGAGCCCAAAGGAUGUUGCAGAGUGGAUUAGCCGGCUAGGCUUCCCUCAAUACAAGGGGUGUUUUACCACAAACUUCAUCAGUGGCCGGAAACUCAUCCAUGUAAACUGCUCAAACCUCCCUCAGAUGGGGAUAACAAAUUUUGAGGACAUGAAGGUAAUUUCUCGGCAUACUCGGGAGCUACUGGGAUUUGAAGAGCCAUUGUUCAGACGUUCCAUUACCCUUCCCUACAGGGACAAUAUAGGUUUGUUUUUAGAACGAAAAAGUCAUACUGGGAUAAAAUCUAAUUCUUUGACCUUAUCUGAAUUUGUCCAAGCAGCAAGAUUACAGGAUUAUGCUCCACAGAUAACUUCCUCUGAAGAGACUCAGGCAUUACAUUCCACUGAACCAUAGCAGAAAGCCAUUUCACUUAGCCUGAAAGAUCAAACUAAACUA
Molecule: messenger RNA, 2344 nt
Organism: Loxodonta africana (African savanna elephant)
Lineage: Eukaryota; Metazoa; Chordata; Mammalia; Proboscidea; Elephantidae
Gene: SAMD15
Product: sterile alpha motif domain containing 15
Exons: 3
Coding region: 257-2302 (681 amino acids)
Molecular function (GO): protein binding
Source: RefSeq, a predicted model, not a curated record